GCGCGAACGCGCUCGGUCGGAGCCGCGUCCCGGCCCCGCAGCGGCCUCGGUGAGGGCGGGCGGGGGUCAGCGCGGCCGGCAGGGACAGCGAGGGUGAAGGGACCUGGCCGGGGAGCGGCGGAGUGGGGCAAGGAACUUCUUCAGGAUGGAGAGCUUCAUUUCUUGCCUUUGGGUUCUUGGGAUCAUCUGAGGUAGUCUGGCCCUCAUCCAUCUUACCUUUUUGACAAGGCAUAUCCAUUCUUCAAGAGAAUUUUUCUCCGUAACAGUUGAACCUAGAGCAGUUAAACAGCACACCAGAAAUAUGGAGGAGACAGAUCCAAGUGAAAGAGGAUUGCCACAGAUUACAUCAAUCAUGAAUAGAGUUAGAAACUUGAAAAACAAAUACAGAAAUGAAGAGAAUAUCACAGAUGAAUUUAACUAUACUAAAAUCUCAGCUGAUACAACAGAUAACUCUGGAACUGUCAAUCAAAUAAUGAUGACAACAAAUAAUCCAGAAGAUUGGCUAUGUUUUUUACUUAAACUAGAGAAAAAGGGUGUUCCUCAGAUGGAUGUUAGCCUACUCAAUAGACUCAUUGGCCGUUACAGUCAAGCAGUGACUGCAUUACCUGCAGAAAAGUACAGUCAAGAUGAGAGCUAUGCUCGCAUCCUUGUGAGAUUUGCUGAGUUGAAAGCUCUUCAAGAUCCAGAGGAGGCACGGGACCAAUUUCAUCUGGCCAGACUAAACUGCAAGAAAUUUGCUUUUGUGCACGUGGCUUUUGCACAGUUUGAGCUAUCACAAGAAAAUGAGAAGAAGUGUAAGCAGAUCCUUCAGAAAGCUGUGGAGUGCUCUGCUGUUCCUCUGGAAUUGUUGGAAACUGCUCUGCAAAACUUAUAUUUGAAAAAAAAACAGUUACUUUCAGAUGAGGAGAAGGAGAACUUUGCAGUAUCAAGUGCACAGGAGUCUGGACUUCAGAAUACAGGUGGAAAUUACAGAAGCUUAAAAAAGAAUGAUUCUAGUGAAAAUUCUUCUACUAUUACCAGAUCUUUAUUUAGGGAAGAGAAGUCACAGGAACUGGGUGCCCUAGUUAAUUACCACAAUCCAUUGAGACCACUAAACAAAUCUAACCAGAUUUGCCCAUUUGGGAGGAUUCCUGUUACCCUAGUAUCUGAUGAUGGUGAUGACAUGGAGGAUUCAGAUGUCCCACUCAUGGCUAGUGUUAUGAAGAGGCAAACGUCCAGCUCCAAACAAACAGCCUUUGUUGCACCUUUUCCACCAUCAGAACCGAAACCUUGUGGGCGUGAUUCAUACAGCCUGGGAGAUUUGCAGUCCUUACAAGAAAAAACAGCUUUACAGUUGCAGACGGUGGAUGAGGGCAGCUCAGAAACAGCUACCAAUUCAACUGUAACUCUCAAAACCAAAGUGGAUGCAAAUCUUGUGACGAAAAGAGCGGAAAAUAAAGUUCAGCAUCUGGAGCUGAAGACACCAGAGCCCAGGAGUCUGGAAAGUCAACAGCAACAAUCUAGUUUUGGUGAAAGCUAUAGAAAGCAGUUGGAGCAGAUUAAACUAAACUGUGUUAAUGCCAGAAAAAAAAUGCCAACUCAAGAAGUGUCACAGAAAAGCUGCUAUGGCGAGGGAAAACAAAUGAACAUUGAACAGUCUGGUCAUCCUGUUUCAAGACGAUUAUCACCACCAGAUGCUGUUUGUAAGAAAAGCGACCCAUCACACGUUUAUGGAACACCAAGAACCACAUCUAAUGAUUAUAUGGCCUGUUUCAGCACACCAGUCGUAAAGGAGAAGUUUGUACCAGGAUGUCAAAUUUCUACUCCCUACAGCCAGUUCCCUUAUUAUUUACCACAUACUCCAGCAACUCCAUUUCAAAAUCAAGUUGGCUUGCAGGUUCCAGCUUCUGUACCUUCACAUGAAUGCCUUGUCAUCAAUGGAAGAGUUUAUACAGUGUUAAAGCAAAUAGGUAGUGGAGGCUCAAGUAAGGUGUUUCAAGUACUGAAUGACAAGAAGCAACUGUAUGCUGUCAAAUAUGUGAAUCUAGAGGAUGCUGAUCAACAGACUGUUGAGAGCUAUAAGAAUGAAAUUGCUCAUUUGAGCAAACUGCAGCAACAUAGUGAUAAGAUCAUCCGCCUUUAUGGCUAUGAAAUUACUGAUCAACAUAUCUACAUGGUAAUGGAGUGUGGAAAUAUUGAUCUCAAUAGCUGGCUUAAAAAGAAAAAAAGGAUGGAUCCAUUGGAACGAAAGAGCUAUUGGAAGAAUAUGCUGGAAGCUGUUCACACAAUCCAUGAAUAUGGCAUCAUUCACAGUGAUCUGAAACCAGCAAACUUUCUGAUAGUUGAUGGAAUGUUAAAACUAAUUGACUUUGGCAUUGCAAACCAAAUGCAGCCAGAUGUGACAAGUAUCAUUAAAGAUUCUCAGGCUGGCACAAUGAAUUAUAUGCCACCUGAAGCAAUAGAAGAUAGGUCUUCCUAUGGAGAAAAUGGCAAGCCUCGUUCUAAGAUAAGUCCCAAAAGCGAUGUGUGGUCACUGGGCUGCAUUUUGUACUGUAUGACAUACGGAAGGACUCCGUUUCAGCAUAUCACAAGUCACAUCAAUAAAAUGCAUGCUAUUGUUGAUCCAAGCUAUGAAAUAGGGUUCCCAGAUAUUGCUGAGAAGGAUCUUCAAGAUGUGCUGAAGCGCUGUUUAAUAAGGAAUCCUAAAGAGAGAAUUUCUGUUUCGGAAUUGCUGGUACAUCCCUAUGUUCAAAUUCAAAGCCAUUGUCAAACAGGUGUCCCAAAUGCAAAAGGAACAACAGAGGAAAUGAAACGUAUCCUUGGCCAGCUUGUUGGCUUGAAUUCUCCCAAUUCUAUUUCUAGAGCUGCGAGGACUUUAUAUGAACAGUGCAACAGUGGUAAAACUCUUGAUGUAUCAGCAUUUGCAAAACCUGGGCAUCAAAAAACAUGGACAACAAAAUGAUGUGCUACUGUUCGGGAGGCAACAGAUAUCUGGUCAUUAAAAAGAGCUUAAUGGAAUGAAUUUUUACUGUGGACUCUUUGACUCCUUGCAUGCUGCUUGGGUUGAGCAACGACAAUGGCUACUUGGUGAUUAUGGUCUGUGUUACUUACAAAGCACUACAGUCUGGAGUACAAAAACUUGUAUGAGAGUCUUUUAAGAUGAGAUCUUAUGAGAAGCUCAUAUAAAGAAGUUCCCCAAAAAUGCCAAUUGAUGUACAUGAGAAACACGAAAUACCUUUUGAAACAUCUCCUCAGGCAUUAACAGCGUGUUAUGCUGUUCUGUCCUUUGCUAACAAACACCUUGGAAAUGAGCACUCUGUAUAGACCACCAGUUACAAUAUUGGUAGAUGCAUGUAAAUAUCACUCAGUUUUUGAGCUGUUCCUGUGGUUAAGUGUUAUGAUGGAAUCAUCAGUACUGUG
Molecule: messenger RNA, 3399 nt
Organism: Pyrgilauda ruficollis (rufous-necked snowfinch)
Lineage: Eukaryota; Metazoa; Chordata; Aves; Passeriformes; Passeridae
Gene: TTK
Product: TTK protein kinase
Exons: 24
Coding region: 302-2941 (879 amino acids)
Biological process (GO): protein localization to kinetochore; chromosome segregation; peptidyl-serine phosphorylation
Cellular component (GO): spindle; nucleus; kinetochore
Molecular function (GO): protein serine/threonine kinase activity; protein binding; protein serine/threonine/tyrosine kinase activity
Source: RefSeq, a predicted model, not a curated record